This is a messenger RNA of Indicator indicator, 1640 nucleotides long. It is a transcript of the gene OSGEPL1, whose product is annotated as O-sialoglycoprotein endopeptidase like 1. The record is from RefSeq and is a predicted model, not a curated record. Gene Ontology annotation, biological process: tRNA threonylcarbamoyladenosine modification. Gene Ontology annotation, cellular component: mitochondrion. The transcript is spliced from 7 exons. Lineage: Eukaryota; Metazoa; Chordata; Aves; Piciformes; Indicatoridae. The coding region runs from base 215 to 1468 and encodes 417 amino acids.
UGAAGCGUGUUAAGGUAAAGUGAAGACAUCAGCUCCCGACUCUCAAAUUGUUUUGGUUUACUUAGGGUCUUAAGUAUCGUGCGUGUGUAUUGGUAACUUUAAAAUUAAUCCCCCCUCCCAGAAAAUCAGACCAGAGCACAUGGGUGAAAAGCCUCCAGAAAUAAUCAACUGCACAGCUCUGUUGUAGACGCAGCUACCAGAUAGAUUGUGAACAAUGAGCAGCAUUGCUAAAAGCCUUUUGAAAUCAGUCAAACGCGGGCGGGCGGUGUGGCUGAGGAGCAGAAGCUCUGCUUGCUGUGGAGAACAGCAUCUUCGGCAGCUGGUGCUGGGAAUCGAGACGAGCUGCGAUGAUACCGGCGCUGCCGUGGUGGACGAUGCUGGGAACGUGCUGGGAGAGGCCCUGCACUGUCAGAAGGAAGUCCAUUUACAAGCAGGUGGAAUAAUUCCUGUGGUGGCACAGCAGCUACACAGAGAAAACAUUGAGCGAGUGGUACGAGAGGCUCUGAGUGCUGGUGGAGUUUCUGUACCUGAGCUGGCAGCUGUAGCGACCACAGUCAAACCAGGCCUGGCCCUCAGCCUGGAAGUGGGGCUGCAGUACAGCCUGGACCUGGUGAGCAGGUACCAGAAGCCCUUCAUACCCAUCCAUCACAUGGAAGCUCAUGCUCUGACCGUCAGACUGACACAUCACGUGGAGUUUCCCUUCUUGGUUCUUCUGCUCUCUGGAGGCCACUGCAUUUUGGCAGUAGCACAAGGGGUGUCAGAUUUCCUUCUGCUUGGACAGUCCAUAGAUAUAGCACCAGGCGACAUGCUGGAUAAGGUAGCAAGAAGACUGUCUUUAAGAAAGCACCCAGAGUGCCACAGCAUGUCUGGGGGGAAGGCAAUAGAGCACUUGGCUCAGAGUGGAAACAGGCAUCAGCAUACGUUCAGGCUUCCCAUGCAACGAUACCGCAACUGCAACUUCUCUUUCUCUGGACUUCAGAGCCUGGUCAAUAAAGCCAUCAUAGAAAAAGAAAAAGAAGAAGGUAUUCAAGAGGGUGAGAUCCUCUCCUGUGUGCAGGAUAUUGCUGCUGCUGUACAGCAUGUGGUGGCUGUUCACAUUUUCCAGCGGACAUAUCGAGCCAUGCUGUUCUGCAUAAAAAAUAGCAUACUGUCAGCAAAAAAUGCAGCUUUGGUUGUGUCAGGAGGAGUUGGAAGCAAUCAGUACAUCCGAAAAGGUCUGCAGGCUUUGGCAGAUGCAAAUAAUUUUGCUUUUCUGUGCCCUCCUCCGAGACUGUGCACCGAUAAUGGCGUUAUGAUCGCAUGGAAUGGGAUUGAAAGGUUACGUGCAGGCCUUGGUGUUCUACACAGUACUGAUGGCAUCCGCUAUGAACCCAGAGCUCCCCUUGGAAUUGAUAUUUCAAAGAGAGUUGAAGAAGAUUCCAUCAAGGUGCCAAAACUCAAAAAGAAGAUACGGUGGUUGGCAUUGUAAAAAGUAACUUAGUCAAAUAAAAGUAACUAUAAAUUGUUAAUAAUAAUAAAAAAAAAAAAUCUGUGCUGUUACAUUUACUGACAGUAUUUGCUUUGCAAUUGUUGAAGAUCACUUGCCAGAGAAAUAAAAGCUGUGUGGAGUCACCACGAUUCCAGUUACUGUUCCUCAAAUG